Messenger RNA from Coprinopsis cinerea okayama7#130, 843 nucleotides. RefSeq lists its product as hypothetical. Bases 1 to 843 code for a protein of 280 amino acids. Lineage: Eukaryota; Fungi; Basidiomycota; Agaricomycetes; Agaricales; Psathyrellaceae. The record is from RefSeq and is a predicted model, not a curated record. The transcript is spliced from 2 exons.
AUGAAGCUCCUCCAUGCCCUAUUCACGUGUGCAACUGCGAGGACAUCGACCGCUGUGGGAAACAGGAUACAUCUCCACACCCUCAGCCCGGACGGCGCCUCCCAAGUGCACAUCCUCGAUCUUCCAGCCUUCGAAAAUGAUUCCUUAGAUCAUGACAGAAAUAUCAGUGAUGCCCUGGUCUCUUAUUUCUCCAAACAUUCUGGACAUCAUCCUCACGCACUCGUCUUUGCCUACGACAUCUCCCAACCAUGGUCACGCCCUCGGCCAUUGGAUAUCCACAAUUUCAACCUACUCAGGGAUCUGUGCGGCGUGUCCUACUGUCCAAAUCUCACCGUCCUCACCACCAACUGGAACUCUGGUGGCGGUUUGGGCGGCUCAGAAGAGAGAUUCAUGAGACGAGAAAAUGAGUUGCGCUCAGCCACUCGUCUAUGCAAACUCUUCAUUGACCGUGGCGCUACCUUCAAACGUGACUCUGAAUUCUACCCCCGGGACACUGGUACUGGCUUACCCAGCGCCUUCCCGUCGUUCCAGCAGCUCCUAGGACAAACCCCCAAACCACUCGCAAUCCAAACUCAGCUCGCUUCUUCCUCGUCCAACGGCAACCUAGAUGCAGUAGCCGUCCAAGAGACACUACGGCGUAGGGUCAAAGAGCGCCUCCUGUUCCAGCAAAAUCAAUUGGACAUCAAAAUCCGUACGAUUGAGCGAGAUUUGCGCUGGUGCUCGGGUGGAGCGGAAGGCAAAGGCUCGUCGGGCUCCUUUCGCCGUUUGUUGGUGGCUAGGGUGAAGAACGAGGAGAACAUUCGGUGGUUGAAGCAGUUUAUCCCGGAUGCUGGAUCACCUUAG